Fusarium verticillioides 7600 is the source of this 654-nucleotide messenger RNA. RefSeq lists its product as hypothetical. Bases 1 to 654 code for a protein of 217 amino acids. The transcript has a single exon. Lineage: Eukaryota; Fungi; Ascomycota; Sordariomycetes; Hypocreales; Nectriaceae. The record is from RefSeq and is a predicted model, not a curated record.
AUGAGGCUCAUUGAAGUGCGAAAAUUUGUUGAGACACAACGCAUUUCUUUUGUGGAAUUCUACGGCGAGAGACCGAAAUAUGCCAUUCUUUCACAUACCUGGGAAAGCCAGCAAGAGGUUACCUACCAAGACUCUAAUCUCAAAUCGUCCAAGUCAAAAACAGGAUACCAAAAGAUUCGCAAGACCUGUGAACUAGCACUCAGCGAUGGAUUCGACUACGUAUGGAUUGACACAUGCUGCAUCGACAAAUCCAGUAGUGCCGAGCUGACUGAAGCCAUCAACUCGAUGUUUCUUUGGUAUCAGGAGGCCAGCGUCUGUUAUGUAUACCUCGCGGACAAGUUCAAGCGAUCAAGGCUGAGGGACUGCCGAUGGUUCACUCGCGACUGGACGUUGCAGGAGCUGAUAGCGCCAGGAGUCAUUACCUUUCUCAACAAUUCAUGGGAUCGUAUUGGUACCAAGAACAGCCUUAUGGGUCGACUUACAGCCAUCACACGAAUCUACCCUGAUAUACUUGGCCACAAAGCUCCAAUUUCAUCCGCGUGCAUCGCAAAACGUCUCUCCUGGGCUGCGGGUCGCCAGACAACUCGGGUGGAAGAUAUUGCAUACUGCUUGCUUGGGAUAUGCAACAUUCAUAUGCCGAUGCUCUACGGAUAA